AUGACUACUUCGGAAGUGGAGAGCCGAAACAUCGCUAUUUCCAUGAGAAAAUCCGUGGAAAAUCUAGUGAUAUCAUCUCAAGAUGCCAUAGGGCAAAGUAUCAGCCAGGCUCUUACAUUCUCCGGAGUCAUUACACAGUCCAACCAAGUGCUACAAGAGACCAAAAACCUGUCGCGAUCCCCAUCACCAUCGCUGCGGCACACGGACAGUGCAUUGGAUAUCAUAGAUGACAAAAGAAGUGAGAAAAGCGAUUCGUCGUUACACGUCCCGUCGCUUGGAAAUGACAUACCAAUAGGAAUAGAUGUCGCCAAUUUAGUUAGAGAUAAGCGUAUAGACGGCGCGGGCACAGUGCGUGCGAAGAAGAAGAGUUGGUACAACUCUCUGUAUCCAACCUACAAGAGCAAAUGUGAGGAUUUCAAACGGCUGUUCAAAGACCUGCCAGAUGAAGAACGCCUCAUAGUCGACUACUCAUGUGCCCUGCAACGCGACAUCCUGGCGCACGGGCGCCUGUACGCGUCGCAGAGCUACCUGUGCUUCUACGCGAGCAUAUUCGGCUGGGAGACCUGCCUCACGCUGCGGUGGAAGGAUGUCACUGCUAUCACAAAGGAGAAGACCGCUUUGGUCAUCCCAAACGCCAUCCUCGUAUGCACGGAUACGGAUAAGAACUUCUUUACAUCAUUCUCCGGAAGGGACAAAUCUUACCUGAUGCUGUUCAGGAUAUGGCAGAAUGCGCUCAUGGACCAGCCCAUGUCCAGCCAGGAGAUAUGGCAGUGGGUGCACUCGUGCUACGGCGAGGAGCUGGGCUUCGACUCGGACGAGGGCGGCGCCGCGCCCGACGCCGCCGACGCCGGCGACGCGCCCGACGCAGAGGAAGCGGUCGAUUCAUCCUCAAUGGAGGCGAGUGGAGGGGGUGGCGGGGGUUCCGGUGCGGGGGGAGGGGAGACCAGAUCUGUCUCAAGAAAUAACUCUACACCACCUUUACUAACUAACGGCGAUUCAGAGUUUCGUGGGCGGGAGGAGGAAGCGGGGGAUACGCUGCCCACGGACAUGUCCGACACCAGCGAGAGUGAACCUGAAAAACCUCCAAACAAUGGCGAAGAAGAUAAGUGCACAGCGCCCCAUGAAGGCAAGGUGUUCCUGCAGCAAGAGUUCCCCAUCAACAUCGACCAACUCUUCACCAUGAUGUUUACUAACUCCAAGUUCAACCUCGAGCUGCUUGCCGCGAGAGGUACCACAGACUAUGUACAGGCGCCAUGGCAACCACAGAACGGCCUGAAGUGCCGGCAGGUGAGCUACACGCUGAGCCUCACGUCGGGGCCCAUGGGGCCCAAGGAGGUGCACGUCACUGAGACACAGGUGAUGAACAAGUGCAGCCGGCCCGGCGCGCUGUACUCGAUCGAGUGCACGAGCGAGAACGCGGGCAUCCCGUACGCGGACUACUUCAGCGUGCAGGCGCACUACUGCCUGCGCCGCGCCGCGCCCGACGCCACCGCGCUCGUGCUCUGCGGGCACGUGCGCUACAAGAAGACCAUGUGGCCGCUCGUCAAGGCGUUCCUGGAGAAGAACGCGAUGGGCGGCAUGGAGGAGUUCGCGCGGCUGCUGGCGGCGCGCCUGGCCGCCGCCGCGCGCCCGCCGCGCGCCGCGCCCGCGCCCGCGCGCCGCGCGCGCCGCCGCCGCCGCGACGUGUCCCCGCUGUCGCCGGCGCUGGGCGCGGCGCUGGGCCCGCCGGCGCGCGCGCCCCCCGCGGCGCCCGCGCGCGCCGGCGCCUGGCUGGCGCUGGCGCUGCUGCUGCUGCUGGCCGUCAACGCGCUGCUGUACUGGCGCCUGGCGCACGCCGACCGCCGCGUGCUCGACGUGGACCACCUCGCUGCUAGGGGCGGCACGGUGAGCGCGGCGCAGGCGCAGCAGUGGGCGCGCGCGCUGGAGCGGCACGCGCGGCGCCAGCGCGGCGAGCUGCUGGCCUGGCGCGCCGCGCUCGACCGCGCCGUCGCGCUGCUCGCGCAGACGGAGCAGGCGUUGGCGAAACUAUUAGAGACAAUAAGGCCUGCGUUAGAGAAACCGGACGAUAGUGGGCACGAAGAGCUG
Molecule: messenger RNA, 2085 nt
Organism: Brenthis ino (lesser marbled fritillary)
Lineage: Eukaryota; Metazoa; Arthropoda; Insecta; Lepidoptera; Nymphalidae
Source: the annotation of a GenBank genome assembly